CUUAAUCCUCGUGAUUUCUUCGUGGACGUUUUCAGUCUCUCUCUCUCUCUCUCUCUCUCUCGUCCUCCUCCUUCCUCGGACACAGCCCGAUAAAUGCCCUUCACCUUCCUCCCAUCUGCAUCUUCAUCUGAUUCACGUUCUUCUUAUCUUCUCUCUGCUUUCACUUCUCUUUUGUCAAACCCCUAACCAGUAAUCUUUGAUGGGGUACUUCUCUUGUAGAGCUGAAUCUGCUGUUUCAACUUCCAAUUCUGCGCUCCCAUCUUCCUCCUCUAAACCCUCUUCCUCAGCUCAAAAACCUGAGAAACCUGUCAUGAUCCAACAUUUCGACUACAGUGACCUCGAAGCCGCCACUAAUGGCUUCUCCGACCGAAAGCUCUUAGGCAAAGGUAGCCAUGGCUAUGUCUACAAGGCCGUUCUUCGUGGCCGUCCCGUCGCCGUCAAGAGGCCAUCAAGAGCUCACGGUGCUAUUCUUCGACGACCCAGUCUGUUGUCUUCUUCGUCGGCGCCGGAGAUCACGAACGAGGUGGAUAACGAGAUCGACAUCUUGUCGAAAAUUCAGAGCCCCAGAUUGGUCAAUUUGGUGGGUUUCACGAACGAUUCGAAAGAUAGGCUUCUGGUUGUGGAGUUCAUGAGUAAUGGAACCCUCUACGAUGUUCUUCAUUCUUCUGCACGACCACCCAAUUGGGGUCGGAGAAUUCGGUUGGCUCUGCAAACUGCAAAGGCUAUCGAUACCCUCCAUUCCUCAACCCCACCUGUAAUUCACCGAGACAUCAAAUCUGCAAAUAUUCUUAUAGAUCGAAACUACAAUGCUCGAUUGGGAGAUUUUGGGUUAGCCCUGCGAGGCCAUGAAGAUGAUUACAGACUCAGGUCUACUCCUCCAGCAGGUACUAUGGGGUAUCUUGAUCCUUGCUAUGUUACCCCAGAUAACUUGAGUACAAAAACUGAUGUGUUUAGUUUUGGUAUUUUGCUGUUAGAGAUAAUUAGCGGUAGAAAAGCCAUUGAUAUUACAUAUUCACCACCUUCCAUUGUGGAUUGGGCCAUUCCUCUCAUAAAGAAAGGAAAGUUAUUGGCUGUUUAUGAUCCGAGGAUAUCACCUCCUAAGGAUCCAGUUGUCAGGAAGCAACUGGCUGUAAUUGCUGCAAAAUGUGUGAGGUCUUGCAGAGAAAGAAGGCCUUCAAUGAAGGAGAUAGUUGCUUGGAUUACUGGGUUGUGUAAACUGGUACCUCUUCAUUCUUGGAAUGGUUUUAACAAUCCUUGUAUGAUGAUUGAGACUGUGGGACGCCCAAUUGAAGCCAGAAAUGCCCAUAUGGGUCCAAGACAAGAAGAAGGUUUAGAAGGUGGAAAUUUUGAAGCUUUAGAUGCUAGAUUGUCUAAAUCUGCGAAUAGAUAUUCAAGGAGAGUGUAUUCUGAUCUGGGGUUCAGAAGCAACUUGAUGGAACUUAUGAAUAACCCUGAGGAACCAGAUAAAUCUGGUUAUCGAGUUUCUAGCUCAAGGUUUGGUAGUGGACGAUAUUUCACAAGAGGGAUCAAUCUUUACAGGGCUUGUGGUACAGAUAAAGAUGCUUUUGGUUUGAGUGAAGGCCAAAUUGUUGGUGAUGGGAGCUCAAAUUUGUGUCCAAAACAAGAAGAAAUGACCUCUUCAUUGUUCGUUUGGUAUGUUUUGGGGUUGAAGGGCACAUUGCUGAUGUCCCCUUGAAGCUGUUCUAUAAACUUUGUUAGAUGUUUUUGUUUCUUGGUUUUUUUCUUUUUCUUUUUGCCUUUUUUGAAUCCUCAAAAAGCCAACAACGAAAGGACACGUCUGAUUCCAGAACAAGCGCUGCUGAAUUGUAAAAUUCAUAUUUCUACUUGUUCAUGGAAUCUUCCAUUUGUAGCCCAAAAUUGAAGUAAAACUUCAAUAAAUAAAGGAUUUAUGUGUUCCUACUUA
This is a messenger RNA of Prosopis cineraria, 1924 nucleotides long. RefSeq names its product serine/threonine-protein kinase-like protein At3g51990. Gene Ontology annotation, biological process: protein phosphorylation. The record is from RefSeq and is a predicted model, not a curated record. Lineage: Eukaryota; Viridiplantae; Streptophyta; Magnoliopsida; Fabales; Fabaceae. Gene Ontology annotation, cellular component: plasma membrane. Gene Ontology annotation, molecular function: protein kinase activity; ATP binding. The transcript is spliced from 2 exons. Bases 200 to 1696 code for a protein of 498 amino acids.